GGAAGUGACAUAUAAUAAUUAAACAAACUCUGGUUUGAUACGAUUUAUUUAAACUCGAUUACACACAUAAUGUUUAGAUAGUGUUUAAUGCUUACAUAGUAUUUAGACCAGACGCGACUAUUAAGUUAUGCGUUUGACAACUUAACGCACGUCGUUGUUUACAAAUCAGUGUGUGCCUGAGCUGUGCUGGUGCGCAUGCGCAAUGUGAGCGGUGUCGCGCAUGCGCAGUGUGAGAAGCUUGCCUGAGGUAGCUAGUUUCACUUAGCGCAGCCGCGACGCUUUUUAUUUGUACCUCAGUGCAGUUUCCUUGCUGUUAUUUAGUCAGUACGGCUUUAUAAACAGUCCGGAAUCCGUUAUAACACCUAAUGGUGUACGUGAGGGGCAGCUAAUACGUUGGUGACAUUACUAAUUAAACAUUACUGUGUCCGGGCCACGCGAUGCACCAUGGAGGAGGUCCACCAAAUGCACAGAGAAAUCCGCAGAGAUCCAAAUCUUUCACAGGAUCUGAAGCAGAAGAGCAGCAGCAGCAACAACAGCAGCCAGUCACACAACAACAACCCACAACUGUCACUCAUCCGCAGUCACCGGUGACGACGUUUACCACGGCAGCAAGCCCAGCGGUCUCGGCUCCUCAGUCCCCCAACUACCAGAUCAUCAUGAGCCGGAGCCCCGUGGCUGGCCAGAACGUGAACAUCACCCUGCAGAACAUGGUCCCUGCGAACCAACAGAUCACGCUGACGUCUCUGCCGCUGCAAAGUCCUGCUUCGCCCGGUUUCCAGCACCAGGCUCCUCAGUGGCGGUUCGAGCACGGCUCGUCUUCGUACAUUCAAGUGACUUCGCCUCUUCCUCAGCCGAUUCAGCCUCAGAGUCCGACACAGCACAGCCCUGUUCCGCUGCAGGCUGUGACCAGGCCGGGCGCUGGAAUCAUGGUACGGCAGAUUAGUCUCAGCAGUUCGACCGGAAGUGGACACUUUGUGUACCAGGAUAAUACGGGCUUGACUCAGCUGGCUCCGACGACGGUCGGCACGGUGCAGAUGGCCGCCCCAGCCGUGACACCCGCGUCCCUGCGGGAGAGACGCCUCUCUCAACCCCACUCUCAGACCGGUGGCACAAUCCAUCACCUGGGCCCUCAGAGUCCUGUGGCAUCCGGAGCCACUCUGACGGCCUUAGCCAACCCCGGUCACAUCACUACUUCCAACCUUCCUCCUCAGAUCAGCAGCAUCAUCCAGGGACAGCUUCGGCCCGUCGUUGCAGGGGUCGCAGCAUCCGGAAUGACAUCCUACGGCGCAGUCCCUCCCUCCAGUCCGUCUCGGAGUAACGCAAACCCUCCGCUGACACCCAAAAAGGUUCAGCCCAAGAAGCUGGAGGAGAUAGCACCCCCUAACGCUGAGGUGGCUCAGCUGAGGAAGCAGUGUUUGGAGCAUCACGGCAAGAAGAUGGAAAGCCUGAAGGACGUGUUCAAGGACUACCUGAUCGAACUCUUCUUUCUGCAACAUCUACAAGGCAACAUGAUGGACUACCUCGCCUUCAAGAAGAAGCCGUGCGUGCCGCUCUACACCUACUUGAGGCAAAACGACCUCGACCUCGAGGACGAGGAGGAAGAAGAAGAACAAUCCGAAGUGAUCAAUGACGAGGGACACUGUGUGAGCGUUGCAUGUACGUCUGUUUCUAUGACAACCACUCAGGUGAAAGUAGUGACAGGAAAGGAUGGCCAGACGGUGACGCCCGUCGCCAUAGCCACCCAGCUCCCACCCAACGUGUCUGCGGCGUUCUCCACCCAGCCACAGUUUCAGCUUCAUCCUGGUUCUGCAGGUGGGAACAUUUCCAAUCCCGUGGACAUGGAGGCCUUCAAACGGCAGCAGGCUUUGGCUCAAGCAGAUCAGGCUAAGCGGUCCCGGAUCGAAGUGGUUCGCCACGGGAUGAUAUUCCAGCACCCCGUUGUAGCUCCUUUAGGAUCUCCCGGCGUUCCCCUCCAGCAGCUUAUGCCGACAGCGCAAGGUGGAAUGCCCCCGACGCCACAGGCAGUCCAGAUAGGGGGGCAGAACCAGAACCAGCAGCAGUACGACCCAUCCAAAGGCCCCCCGGUGCAGAACGCUGCCAGCCUUCACACUCCUCCGCCCCAGCUGCCGGGUCGACUUCCCCAAGCCGCGCUCCCUAUGGCGGCUCUGCCUCUCGCUCUGUCCCAGCCUCAGCCUGUGGUGCUGGAGCAGCAGUGCCAGGUUCCCGGCGGGCAGCUACAGCCACAGGUGAAGCUGCAGGGGGCAGCGGCUGUGCUGGCUGCGGUGAACCCUCACCCACAGCUGCAGAUGCAGCUCCAAAUACAGCAGCAGCAGCAGCAAACGCAGCCGAUCGUGCACCCGGGACAGGCCACUGUCGCGCUGGUCCGGCCUGGAGCGGAGACGACCCAGACGGCUCAGCGUCUGAUCCCCAACCCCACGUCCUCCUCCGUCAUGUCCAGCGCACCUUUAUCCUCUUUGCCCUCCCCUCUCCCGUCCGCUCCGGUCAGGGCUCCUGUGCCUCACGUGCUCUCUUCUGCCUUGCACUCUAAACUCACCGUCUCUAACGGCACCGCGGCGCCGAAGGUCUCCACGCUGAACCAGGGCUCGGCUGUAAACAACGUCCAGGAGAGCCCUCAGGACAAGCAGGCAGAGCAGGCUAAACUGGAGAACCAAGUGCACCAGCGCAUCGCUGAGCUGAGGAAGGAGGGACAGUGGUCUGCUAGUCGGCUCCCUAAACUUCAGGAAGCCAGUCGGCCCAAAUCGCACUGGGACUACCUGCUGGAGGAGAUGCAGUGGAUGGCUGCCGAUUUCGCGCAGGAAAGACGCUGGAAGAUGGCCGCCGCCAAAAAGCUGGUUCGCACUUGCGCUCGUUACCACGUCGAGGCGAGGAAAACCGACGAGAGGAAGAAGACAGAGGAGGAGCUGAGGUUGAGAAACAUAGCCGGCGUCAUCGCACGCGAAGUGGACUACUUCUGGUCCAACAUCGAACAGGUGGUGGAAAUCAAGCUCCAUCUGGAGAUCUUAUGCAAAAGACAGAAAGCACUCAGGCUACAGAAAUCAGGAAACAAAGGACAGAGCAGUAAAGCAGCUCCAGCUUCAGGGGAGAAGGACAGCAGGGUGGUGGAGUCUGUGAGCACUCGCAAGAGAAAGACGAGCAAGUCUCUUUCGGACGUAGAAGCUGAAGACGAGGAGAGCACGAUAGAGGAGCAGGAGGCCAUGGAAGUGGCUGCUGAGCAAAAAGAGGAGCUUGUUGAACUCACUAAGGAAGCCGAGGUGCCCCUGGAGACUCUGGUAAAGAAAUACGCCGGUGCAUAUGCUGAGGGAUUCGAGUGGCCCCAGCCUGCCUGCCAGAGUGAGGACGAGGAGAAAGAUGAAGACAGGGACAGUUGUCCGUUGGGAAGCCCUCACGAGCCGGUUCUCAUCGACACGCUCCUGAGCGACGAGCAGUACCACGGAUCCGAACGGAGCAGCAGCGCCUCAGGAACCGACGGCAAACCCAUGAAGGAUAUAGCAGAAGUGUCUCGGGCUACAGACCUGAUCCUACCUAAAGGCAGCGCUAGGACAACACCCAUCACUCGUCUUCCGGUGCCCUCCCUCCUUCACGGCACUCUGAGAGAUUACCAGCAGGUGGGUGUCGAGUGGCUGGCUAACCUGCACCGGAAACAUCUCAACGGCAUUCUGGCAGACGAGACCGGACUUGGGAAGACCGUCCAGACCGUGGCCUACCUCGCGCACCUCGCUUGUCAUGAAGGUAUUUGGGGCCCUCACCUGGUGGUGGUAAGAACAUGCAAGUUGCUAAACUGGGAACUGGAGUUCAAGCGUUGGUGCCCUGGCCUCAAAAUCGUUUUGUACUUGGGCAGCAAGAGAGAGCGCAGAUACAAACGAUCGUGGUGGUCCGAGCCCAACGGCUUCCACGUUUGCCUCACGUCGUACAAGCUGCUGCUGAAGGACCAGGCUCACUUCAUGAAGAGGCGCUGGAGGCACCUGGUGCUGGACGAAGUGCAGCUGAUCAAGAACAUGACUGAGAAGCACUGGGAAACCAUCUUUAAGCUCAGGAGCCAGCAGAGGAUCCUGCUGAUCAACAGCCAACUAAAGAACACACUGCGAGAGAUGUGGACCAUGACACACUUCCUCCUGCCUGGGAUCACACGCUCGUACCUGGACUUUCCCAUCCAACCAGGAACAGACCAAAACCAGGACUACUGCCACAAACUGGUCAUCAGACUAUACAGGAUGAUUCAGCCCUUCAUCCUCCGUCGCUCCAAGAGAGAUGUGGAGAAGCAGCUGCCUAAGAAGUACGAGCACAUCCUGAAGUGCCGUCUCUCUGCCAGGCAGAAGAGCAUGUACGAGGACAUCCUCACGCAGACCAGUGCUCAGGAGGCUCUAAAGACAGGACACUUUGUAAGCGUGCUCCAGGUUCUAAUGCAGCUGCAGAGGAUCUGUAAUCACCCAGAUUUGAUCCAGAUCAGAGACACCUCCAGCUCGUACACAUGCCAAAGCCUUCAGUACAACACGCCAUCUUUACUGCUCACAGCUCUGCAGAAGGACCAGUGGAAGACCGUAGACUUGUCCCUUUUCGACCUGAUCGGUAACGAGGGCAGACUGACGCGCUUCGAGACGACAGACGUUCUUCCCAAACUCAGACUCAGUCAGCAGCUCAUCGAGGAGAUCCACAGCGCACCCGCCCCUCCCCCCAGACCCAAAGCGUGCAAGAUCAAGCCCAUGAGGUUGUUCCAACCAGUGCAGUACGGGACGAAACCCGAGGGGCGUCUCGUGCCCCUGGUCAGCACUUCACAAGGCCAGCGUUCCGCCGCUACCACCACUGCUACCCCCACCACCACUUCUACCCCUACUGCUGUUGCUCAGAACACCCAGGCCAGGGGCAAAUCCCCUAUUACCACCACCUCAUCCGCUCAGGCCAGCAGCACACCAGGACUUGCUGUUGCAGCUGCUCCCUCCACUACCACGUCUACCCAUGUGGCUUUAGGUGUAGCAGGGGUGGGUGCCGUAGCCCCCAGACCUUCUGUUGCUCCUCAGCCUCUAUCCACCCACUCCCUACUACCCCAGAGACUGCUCCUCAGCUCCCAGGCCCAGGCUCGCUUGCCUAGCGGAGACGUGGUGAAAGUGGCCCAGUUGGCGUCUCAGAGUCGGAUAGCACAAACCGAGACCCCGGUCACACUGCAGUUUCAGGGCAAUAAGUUCACGUUGUCACCCAGCCAGCUGCGUCAGCUCACCACAGGACAGCCUCUUCAGCUCCAAGGAAACAUUCUGCAGAUCGUCUCGACCCCAGGACAGCCGAUCCUCAGGCCCCCGGGUCCCUUGGUGAUGCAGCCGAUGCCGCAGCCAGUUCCUGUUCAGAACUCCACAGGUCCUCCUGCGCUCCCUCCACCCACCCCUGCACCUCCACAGGUCGCCGUGGCUGCUGGUGAUACGGCUUCAAGUUCUGAUGCCAGGAGCAAUGCAAAGCCCUCCACUAAUGCUGCACCACAGGAGUCAAGCGAGGAGAAAAACAGGCAGCUGAAGGAGCGUCUAACGCGUCUGUUCGGCGUUAACGAGCGACGUGUUCAGCGUUCUGUCCUGUACGGUGCAGACCUCAUCGAGACUUGCUCCGUGACCAGGGGACGCGCUCCUCCUCCUCUCUGUGCGCCCCUGCACUCCCGCUGGACCUGGGUGGGCAGAGACGCCUGUCUGAAAGCACAACAGAACAGUGUUUACACAACAGACUCACUUCGCUCAGCUCUUCAGUCCCAUACAGACAGAUUACAGGAAGGAGACAGCCUUGUCAAAAGGCUGUCGUGUAUCCUUCCUACCGCUGUAGCUCCGCCCCCUCAGCUUUACGCAGCCGACCCACCGCCGCCGUACAGUCUGAAGCAGAAGGCGUUCGUGCGGCAGCUUCGGGAAGUCUCCGCCCCUUUUAACUCUGAGAUCCGCGCUCUGUCCUGCCCGACUUUGUUUGAGCUUCCUGACAAACACCUGCUGGAAAUGGACUCAGGCAAGUUGGAGGCAUUGUCGAUCCUGCUGCACAAACUCAAGUCAGAGGGCAGGAGAGUUCUUAUCUUCACUCAGAUGGCCAGCAUGCUGGACAUUCUGGAGGCUUUUCUGGACCGGCGUCAUUUUACAUUCGUCCGCCUGGACGAGAGCCUGUCCCAUCACGAAAGACAGGAUCAGAUAAAGGUGUUCAACUGCAACAGACAGUUUUUCUGCGCCAUCCUGACCAACCGGUGCUGCUCCGCCGUGGGUCACGUGUUCGACGCGGACACGGUCGUGUUCUACGACACGGAUCUCAACCCCAGCAUGGACGCCCGGACGCAAGAAUGGUGCGACAGGGUCGGACGCUCUAAAGACAUCCACAUCUACAGGCUGGAAAGUGGAAACUCGAUAGAGGAGAAACUACUGAAGAACGGCACUAAGGACCUGAUCAGGGAAGUGGCAGCUCAAGGCACAGACUACACACUCGCUUUCCUCACACAGCGCACCAUCCAGGACCUGUUUGAGGUAGAAGCUGGAUCUGGAGAGAAGGUAGAGGAGUUUGUCGUACUCCACCAGGAACCGUCACCGUCGGAAUCCAUCCCUCCGCACGUAGCCAGGCCGUACAUCCAGGCCCUCAACACUAUCACGCUGCACACGCUUCACCCAGAGCACAGAACGGAGCAGAAAGUGCUAGCGAAAGGAGAGAAACAAACGGAGCAGGACGAGGAAGAGGGCGAGGUGACCGAGGAGGCGUCUCAGCUAGAGGAGCUGGCGUCUGUCGUAGAGCAGCUGACUCCUAUCGAGAGAUACGCGCUUCAUUGCCUGGAGUAUCUUCACGUCGCUAACGACGAGGCCGUCGCUAAGGAACGCACCGAAGCUUCUAAACGAGUCUGGGAGAUGCGGCAGCAGCAGAAGCGAAAGCGUGAAGAACAGGAGCAGGCCGCGCUAGAGGACGAGGAAGAUCUCUUCACCUACACCAGAGAGGAUGCCUACAACAUGGAGUACGUGUUCGAGUCUACAGACGGUCAGACAGAAAUCAUGCCGCUGUGGACGCCACCGACGCCACCUCAAGACGAUAACGACAUCUACAUCGACUCCGUCAUCUGCCUGAUGUAUGACUCCGCCCCCAUGCCUGAGUCUAAACUGCCCCCGGUGUACAUCCGGAAGGAGCACAAGAGACCCAAGAUGGACCCGUCAUCCAUGGGCCGUAAGAAGAAGAAGGGUCACGGUGAGACGGUGAUCCCACCGCGGUCGCUCUUCGAUAAGGCGAGCAUGUUGAAGGUGCGGCGAGAAGGAAAGGACCAGAAGAAGAACUUCUCUCUGAAGCAGCAGGCUCCGUUCGCCAAGCCGCUGCCCUCGCUGGUCAAACCCACCAUGGAGCCGGGACAGGACAAUCCAGAGUGGCUCAUCAGUGAAGACUGGGCUCUGCUGCAGGCUGUGAAACAGCUACUCGAGCUCCCUCUGAACCUGACCAUCGUGUCACCGGCUCACACACCGAACUGGGACCUGGUGAGCGACGUGGUCAGCUCCUGCAGCAGGAUCUACCGCUCGCCGAAACAGUGCCGCAGCCGCUACGAGAACGUCAUCAUCCCCCGCGAGGAGGGCAAGUUAAUUUACGAAGCUAAUCCCAAGAAGAAGACCAAGAGCACCUAUAAGACGAAGAACAGCCGCCCGCUGCGCACGUGUCAGAUCUACACCCAGGACGACAACGCCACCCAGAUCCAGCUCUACAACAACCGCUUCGAGCUCAUGAAGAUCAUCGCCAGCAAGAGGAGUCCUCCGAUAAAACCUCUGCUGGGACUGAAUCCGUUCCAGAAGAACCCUAAACAUGCUUCUGUCUUGGCUGAAAGUGGGAUCAGCUAUGAUAAACCCCUGCCUCCUAUCCAGGUGGCCUCUCAGAGAGCAGAGAGGAUCGCUAAAGAGAAGAAGGCUCUGGCAGAGCAGCAGAGGGCUCAGCAGUUAGCUCAGCAGCAGACAGCAGGAGCGACCCCAGGGACUCCAGGGGCAACCACUCAGCCUCAAGCCCAGCCACAGGCUGCUCCUGCCGGUCUACAGGCCACUGGAGUUCCUCAGGGAACCCAGCAAGGAGCUUCCGCAGUCCCGAACACCGCCGUGCUGACUGGAACCAUCAAGACCGCAGCUACUAACACAGGCAUUCAGACAGCAGCUGCAGUGGGAGGGAACGUGAUCGUGAACACCGUAGCCAGCGUAUCUCCAGGCCAGUUUCAGGGAAACAAGCGGCUCGCUUCUCCCGUCAUUUCUGGAGCUUUAGCUGUCACAGGUGCUGCAACAGCUCAGGUGGUUCACAACCAGCAGAGGGCUGUCGCUUCUGUCCCCGCUGCCACCUCGGCUGAAGUUGUGGCCAUAGCGACCAGCCAGGGUGUCCGUGCCGUAACCCCGGUGACCGCCUCGGCUGUGGUGUCCUCGAGUCUGACUCCGGUGUCACAGGCACGCUCGCUCGUCGCUCAGGGGUUGUCCCAGGGGAAGCCGAUCACUCAGGCUCAACUGCAGAUCAUUAGGCAGCAGCAGCAGCUCCAACAGCAGCAACCACAGCAGCAGCAGCAGGCUGGUUCUCCUCAGAUAAAAGCAGUGAACAAACCACAGCAGAUUCAUAAGCAGAAGCUGCAGGUAGUAGCUGCUCAGGGACAGCAGUCCACCGUUACCCAGCAGGUCCAGGCCGCUCCGACACCGCAGACCAGCACGCAGCUCACUCCGGUGGCCGCCGUGCCCAGACCUGGUGCCGUGCUCACGGGGACCACGGCCCCUAGUCUGCAGGUGGCUAGACUGACGCGAGUCCCGGCUUCGGGCACCAUCACAGCUCAGGCGGGGCAGACGGCCCAGGUGACUCUGACCAAACCUCCUCCGGUGGUGUCCGUUCCAGCCGUGGUGUCUUCCACCGGAGUCACGACGCUGCCGGUGACCGUCGCUGGAAUCAGCGUGGCUAUAGGACAGCCCCAGAAAACAGUGUCCGUUGGGCCUGUGGUAGGUUCAUUCCAGGUUCAGCAGUUGUUGCAGCGACAGAAGCAGCAGGCGGCACCACAACAGAAAGUAGCACAACCUCAACAGACGCAGGCCGCAGUACAGCAGAAGUUGGCCACUCAGCAGGCGGCUCAGGGCCCACAGAAGGUGACGUACACAACCACACAGCUGCAGCCGGGCAUUAAGACUCAGUUCUUCACUUCUCUCUCUGCCCCGGCACAGAAGUCUGCCACUACACAGCAGAUCCAGGUGACUAAAAUCCCUCAGAUUGCAGUGCAACAGCAGAUAGUGUCCUCUCCCCAGCAGAUCCAGGCCCAGCCUCACACAGUAACUCUCACCCAGACGGCUGCUGCUCCCGGAUCGUCUCCUCAGGCUCAGGUGCAGAUGAUCCCCACAGGCUCCACCUCUGCCCCACAGGUUGUCCAUCAGAAACUCCUCCAGCAGCAGCAGCCACAGCAGCAGGUUGUCACCACACCAGCUCCCGUCUCCUCCCCUCAGAUUCAGGUUCCGGCUCCUCAAAGCCCCGCGCAGCAGCAGAGCUCCACAGUGACCCCUACAGCCGACGCACCGGUACAGCAGCCUGGAACGCCACAGCCUCAACCGGGCAAAGCAAACGCACGUGCAGGAGCCGCCAUGCGCGCCAAAACACCCGCCAAACCCAGCGGAGGCAGCUAGACACACACGCGCGUGCACACACACACACACACACACACACACACACAUGGAUAAUCACACUGCUUUAUAUCCUCACAGGUGUGUGUGAGUUCAUUCAGACGACAUCCACUGUGCGUUCCUGUCCAGUGUCCUAAUCAUCGUGUUAUCAAGCUAAACAGAGACACUACGGACAGCAGUGAAACAGGCUUUUUCACAUAUAUGCGUACACACACACACACACACUUUCUCUCCACAGUGUGGAAGUUUUACAGGAUUCUUAUGCUGUAAAAUGCUUGUUGUUGUUGUUGUUUUUUUUCCUUUUUCUUCUACCACACCCACCUUUCUUUGUUUUAUACACCCGUUACGCAUUUAUUAUCCUCGGAAGAAACUACGAACGAAUCUGUACGACCGUCAGGGGUAGGCAAACUCUCGUUCUCUCUUUUCGUGGCAAAUUGUUCUGCCGUUUAUAUAGAGAUCCUAUAAAGCCUCACGCUGUCGAAUUGUAAUCGGUAGCUGAUCGGAUGAUUACCCUGUAACACCGAGAUUCGAUUGGUUAAAAGGGUUUAUUCCGGUCACAUUGCCCCACCCCUACCAUCCUACCAGCCAUGAUUAGGUUUUGAGCUGAUCAGAUGAAUCAAGUGUGUGUGUGUGUGUGUGUGUGUGUGUGUGUGUGUGCGCGGUUCAAGUCAAAAGCCCCAGGAACUGGUUGAAGAUUUUAGAUACCUCAUGUAAUUUGUACACUUUAUAUAGCUGAACGUCCUCCUUAGUCGUGGCCAGUUAGGACCCGUAGCGUGUGAACAACCCGGUCGGGAUGUAGGAUUAACGAGCGAACCAGGUUUAAAUAAGUAUCGGGAACAGAAGUCUUUAGAGCAGUAGAGGUGACGAGGUAUUCGGUGUUCUGGACGCUCUCGCACGUCGUCUCGUAGCGAGUCGUGUGUUAGACUUGUCGUAAACGUGUGAUCGUCGUGUGAUGUACUAGAGACGCACCAAUCCACAAUGGAGUAGGAGAUCGCUACAGAUUUGAUCGUAUAUCGCAGAGGGAUUUAAAAAGAAAUGAAAAUGUUCUUUACAAUUAAUCUAGUCGCCAGUUCACAAAAAUAACCCCAAAAUGCCAUCAAGAAAUAUGUCGGUAUCGGUGCAGUGUGUAAUCUGGAAAGCGACAGGAGUGGUGUGUGUGUGUGUGUGUGUGUGUGUGUGUGUGUCACCGGACGUUUCAUAAUAAACCGCUCAUGACGUCUCUGAUCAGCAACAGACGGAGUGCAAAUGAUCUUUUCCUCUUCGUGUGCGUGUUGUUGUUUUUUUUUGUUGUUGUUGUUUUUUUUAAUUCUGUAUCAGUUGCACUGUAAAAUCGUGUUGACGUGUCUGUAACGUUUCAUCCACCCCUUCAUAUAUUUGUCUUUUUAUUCAUUCUGAGGAACAAAUGUGUAAAUAACAGAAGGGAAGACGUUUGUAACUGUAAAGCAGUUGUGUUUUCAUUGGUUUUCUUUUUUUUUUUUUCUUUUUUUUUUUCCAACUCUAUAUAAAGUGUUGUUUUUAUACCAA
This is a messenger RNA of Tachysurus fulvidraco (yellow catfish), 11144 nucleotides long. It is a transcript of the gene ep400, whose product is annotated as E1A binding protein p400. The transcript is spliced from 54 exons. Gene Ontology annotation, molecular function: ATP-dependent chromatin remodeler activity; ATP binding. Lineage: Eukaryota; Metazoa; Chordata; Actinopteri; Siluriformes; Bagridae. The record is from RefSeq and is a predicted model, not a curated record. Bases 438 to 9623 code for a protein of 3061 amino acids.